UGGGAAUUAGAAUACCCGGCAACAUCUGGCAACUGACAUUUAUCUAGUAUUUUACGUUGGAUUUCCUGUGUAUCUUCAGCGGUCCGCAACUUGACGUGAUACGAGACAGACACACACGCACACUCGCCAACCCGCCGCCAUCCUGAUCAGACGUUAAGAUAUUCUAAAUAAAUCUGCUCCACUAAUCAUCACAAAAGAUGAUUGGGAAAUCUGCUCUGCUUCUGCUGGUGGUCCUCGAUGUUGCCUUUGGCUUCGUCCCACUGUACGCCGUCUCAAGAGACGAUAACUCAAGCGAAGAAACUGUCGCCCCUGGUCUGCCAAACGCCAGACCACUGCCCUCAGGAGGGACUCCUGUAGUAGACGGUGGCGAAGGAGUCCUACCUUCCGGGGGCUCGCCUUCGGGGGCCGUUGGUUCACCUGCAGGGGGCAGCGACCAAAUCGGCGUGCUGCCCGGCGUCGGCGGGGUAGUAGGGACUGGAGGGGGCAGUGUGCCCUUGGGUCCUUGUGACGACGUGUGCACGAAGAUCCUGGAGCCCCUGUGUGGCAGCGACGGCCUGAGCUACAAUAACAAGUGUAUCCUCAAGAAUGCCUCCUGCAGGAGUGAGUUGAACGGGGGCCAGCCCAUUACUAUCUUGCAUAUGGGCUUCUGCGAAGUUCGAGGAUAAGAAUACAUCACCAACUGGAGACAUGGAUCACAGAUUGUUGAUAAGUUUUUCUAAUUUAAAUUAAUAUUUGUAUUGAUGUUUUGAUUGCAUUUGUACUAAGCAUAUAUAUAUAUAUAUAUAUAUAUAUAUACUAUAUAUAUAUAUAUAUAUAUAUAUAUAUAUAUAUAUAUAUAUGUUUUGUGUUUUGUCACCAGAUGGUAUACCGGAUCACUGCUGUAGAAUAAUUGGUCAUGAUUCCCUAUAAAUUGUUUGGGUAUAACCUACACUUAUGAAAUCUUAAAGCAAAUAUUUCAAAUGAGUUUUUACACUUUUUAUGCCUUUAACAGAUCGUAAGGCAACACUUCACGCAUAUUCAUUUUGCAAGCAUAGGCUGCAUACAAUUGUUUGUAUUUAUUGUAGAAUAUAUUAUUCAUUCAUCUUAGAUUACAGUGCUUCAGGUCAUACAUUUUAUGAAUCUCAUUGAAAAGCUUAUUUAUUAUUUUUGGAGAAUUCAGUGUUACUGCUAACAAUAUAGGCUGGACACUAUAAAAUGUUUACAGCAGUAAAUGUAAUGUGUUUUGAUAAUUAGUAACUUUUGUAUUAUGACCUUGUUAAAAAUAUAUAAACCUUUAAUUCA
Molecule: messenger RNA, 1281 nt
Organism: Macrobrachium nipponense
Lineage: Eukaryota; Metazoa; Arthropoda; Malacostraca; Decapoda; Palaemonidae
Product: serine protease HTRA1B-like
Exons: 4
Coding region: 198-665 (155 amino acids)
Molecular function (GO): protein binding
Source: RefSeq, a predicted model, not a curated record